UUUCGACCGAUCCUGCGUCAAAUCGGUAUUUCCGGCAGUCACGUGGUCUGCGCGGACCAAUCACAACGCGUUCCUAUACUCUAUAUAGGCCGACAUUUUCUGACAAGCGUAGAAAAAGUUUUCAUCAACAGCCGCCAUUUUGCGCUGGAGAGACUGAGAAGAAUUUCGGAAUUUGUCGUGUAAAUUUUCUGUUUUUUCUUACAUCAUUUUAUCAUAAACUUUACCAUUCCGUGUAUUUUAAAGUGUUAAGUGAAAUCGUGUUGUUCGAUAUCGUAAAUAAGUUCUAUAAAGUAGCUAAAAUCUGGUGAUAUUGUUUUCAUUUAUUGUGCUAGUUCCGACGGAAGAUGGUGAGAGGGUCUGUGUAGCUCUUCGAUUCGGAGCUUUGUAAUGGCGAAUACUUGAGUGAGAAAUUAUAAUAUGUGCCUUCAAUGGUGCGAAGGACAUCGAACGAUCGCGAUGUGGGUGAAUUACAUUAUGAUGAAUGACAAAUCGCUCUAAAAUGUUAUUUCUUGAAGAUAUAAGACAUAAAAGUGUUUUUUAAAUCGGCGGGCCGAAAUAUUCACGACGGCUUACGUUUAGUAAACAGAGCCAUGGCCGAUGAGCCGCCUAACAAGCGGCCUAAAAUGAUCCGGGACCCUUUUCAGGGUCCCUCGGACUCCGCGGUAGAUGGGUUUUCUAACCUUGACAUGUUCGACCUCGAAAAGGACCUCCCAGAUGAAUUGAUGGGAGGUGCUUGGGGUGAACAGCCCGGGGUCACAGGCCCCAAGCCUCCCGCUCAGGGACCGGGCCCAGGGGGACAGAUGUCCCAACAACAGCAGCUGAAUGGAGAUGAUCCUACAGCUGCUAUACACAGGCAAAUCAACAAUCACCUUAUACAACAAGGCAACAAAGGCUUAGUAGGCCACAACAAUCCGUUAGGAUUGAAUAAUUUAGGUAGUAAGAGUCCAAACUUACAGUCACCUCCAAAUGUGUCUGUAUCCAAGGACCUCAUGGGUGGCAUGCACCCACAACUAAUGCCAAAUACGAGUCAUCCAAAUCAGCUGCACUCCACAAUGCCUAUGAGUUCAAUUCAGGGAGGAAUGAAUGUUGCUACUGUUGGUGGAAACAUGAUAGUGACCAAUAGCAACAUGUCUGGCGCGGGUAUGCUGGGCAGCGGAAUCAUCAACAGUGUCAACAAGCAACUCCCACUCAUGGGCGCCAACCAUCACGGCACGCCGCCACAUCAUCCACACGCUCAGCCGAUGCAAAACGGGCCACUGAGUGGGCGCGUGAUGGGCACCCCGAACAUGCGCACGGCGCUGCAGCACCACCCGCGCAUGCCGGCGCCGGGCGGCGGCGGCCACCCGCUGGCGCCCUACCAGCCGCCCUACGCGCAGUCCGCGCAGGGGCCCGGCGUGCCGCACGUGCAGCGCGCCGCCAACGCGCAGGGCGUCGGCGUCGGCGUGCGCUUCGGCCCGCCGGCCGACGCGGGCGGCGGCGGCGCGGCGCAGGCAGUGCCGCCCGCUCCCUCGCCGCAGACCCCGGGCGCGCCGGCCGGCGGCCAGUCCCAGCCGCAGGCUGCGACGCAAGCUCCUUCCUCGCAACCUCCGAACGCUUCGCAACCGCCUACUACCGGGUCUAUCGCCGACCCGGAGAAACGGAAGCUUAUUCAACAACAACUGGUGCUACUGUUACACGCACACAAGUGUCAGAGACGAGAGUCUCAAUCUAACGGCGAGACGUGGCAGUGCACAUUACCGCACUGCAAGACUAUGAAAGGUGUUCUCAACCAUAUGAUGUCGUGUCAGGCUGGCAAGAACUGUGCAGUACCUCACUGCUCAUCGUCGAGACAAAUUAUCAACCACUGGAAACAUUGCAAUAAAAAUGACUGUCCAGUUUGUUUACCGCUGAAACAAGCUGAUAGGACUAGAAAUAUGACUGCGGCAGCGGCAGUAACUCACACUACGGCAGGAGUGAGCACUGGCAACGUAGGAGGCGUCGGCGGCGUCGGGCCCGUGCCCGGCGUCGGAGGCGUCGGGGGAGUGGGCGGCGCCGCCAACAACAUGGGCGCCGUCAACCAGCUGGGAGGCGCCGCGCCCAGCAGCGCGCCCCCCGCGGCCGCCGCGCCCAGCACGCAGGGCGCCGACAUGAAGCGCGCGUACGAGGCGCUGGGCAUCGCGUGCCCCACGUCCGUGGCCAACAUGGGCGGCUUCCCGCGCGCGCCGCUGUCCCGCAUGGCGGUGCCGCGCGCGCCGGGGCUGGCCGACCCCGGGCCGCCGCCGCAGCCCAUGCAGGCCUUGUUCGCGCAGCAGCCGGCCGACCUGCAGCAGCAGCAGCAGCAACUGGUCAGUCUCAUACCUCGCGUCUCUACCGGACACUCUUCCUUACGGUCACUAUUUAACGGUUGCACUAAACUUGUGCAGAUGGGAGGUCCACUGCAACUACCGGGCGGGACCGUAACCGCCAAUCCUGUAUCUGGCACCAAAGAGUGGCAUCAUUCUAUUACGGCUGAUCUCAGAAACCACCUCGUCCACAAGCUGGUUCAAGCUAUAUUUCCCACUCCUGAUCCGACUGCAAUGUUGGACAAAAGAAUGCAUAAUCUUGUCGCAUACGCGAGAAAAGUAGAAGGCGAUAUGUACGAAAUGGCGAGUACUCGAUCAGAGUAUUAUCAUUUGCUAGCCGAAAAAAUAUACAAAAUUCAAAAAGAACUCGAAGAAAAGAGACAAAAGCGAAAGGAACAACAACAAUUGCAGCAACAACAACAAGCUGCACAACAACAACAACAACAACAGCAGCAACAACAACAGCAACAACAGCAGCAGCAGCAAGUGCAACAACAACAACAAGUAGCCCAACUGCAGCAACAACAACAGCAACAGCAGCAACAACAGCAGCAACAGCAGCAGCAACCCGUCAGUGUGAUGUCGGGCGGCGGCGUGCUGGGCGGGGUCGGUGGGGUCGGCGGGCCGCGGCCGGGUGUCGGCGGCCAGCUCGCCCGGCCCGCGCUGCCCGCGCUCGGCGCCCAGCCCGCGUUACCUACCAUGCGCAUUCCCUCGCCCGGGAUCGCGCUCUCGAUGCCUGCCAACCGCAUGGCCUUCCAGUCCAACCUCGUGUGCCCUCCGGGACCCAGUCCGAAUCAGAUGCCACAGACGCCCAACGGUGGAAGCGUGGGCGUUGGCAGCGUCGGAAAUCCGGGCAUGUCACCGUUCGGCCAACCGAUGACAUCGCCGGCACCGAAUUACCCCCCGAUGCAGACGAACGGUCCGGCACCGCUAGCGUCUCCGGGCCAUCCGGAUGCGAAAGUUCGCCUAUUGGGCAGCGCGGUGCAGAGUCCAUUCGUGAACCACGCGGCCUUCGGGCGCGCAGAUGCGGCGGCGGCGUCCCCGGCGGGCGGCGCGCCGCCCAGCGUGCCCGCGGGCGCGGUGGCGGCGGGCGCGCCGGGCACUCCGGCCACUCCGCUGGCUCACCCCUCGCCCGCGCCCGCGCGUCCACCUCCCGUGUCUUCUCAUCUCGCCGCAAUCACUGCUUCCGCUUCUGCUGAUGACAGUCCACCUCAAGACGAAAAUCGCAUCAAACAAGAGCAAGAUGACGUCCGUGUCAAGGAUGAGCCUGAAGAGGAUUGUGGGGGUAAAGGAAUGCGCGAUGAAACUCCUGACAAAGAUGCGGAACGAACUGACUUUAACAUCAAGACUGAAGUUAAACCAGAGGUCAAACAAGAAGUUAAGGAGGAACCUGGUGAAACUAGCGUCGGUAGUGUUGGGGAAACUACGACAGGAGAACGUGGCGCACGCAGAACCUUUGUAUUUAAACCUGAAGAGCUUCGGGUAGCGCUCAUGCCAACUUUAGAGAAAUUAUUCCGACAAGACCCCGAGUCCUUACCGUUUAGACAACCAGUCGAUGCGACAGCGCUCGGUAUACCUGACUACUUCGAUAUUGUCACCAAACCUAUUGACUUGUCCACCAUCAAACUGAAGUUAGACCGUGGGGAAUACAGAGAUCCUUGGGAGUAUGUUGAUGACGUCUGGCUGAUGUUUGAAAAUGCCUGGCUUUACAAUCGAAAGAAUUCAAGAGUAUAUAGAUAUUGUACCAAGCUCUCAGAAGUGUUCGAGUUGGAAAUUGAUCCCGUAAUGCAAAGUUUAGGCUAUUGCUGUGGUAGAAAGUACACUUUCAACCCUCAAGUGCUCUGUUGUUACGGCAAACAGUUGUGUACGAUACCACGGGACGCUAAAUACUUCAGUUACCAGAAUAGAUACACCUUCUGCCAGAAAUGCUUCAAUGACAUCCAGGGCGACACCGUCACGCUCGGCGACGACCCGCUGCAGCCACAAACUGCAAUCAAGAAGGAUCAAUUCAAAGAAAUGAAGAAUGAUCACCUAGAACAAGAACCGUUUGUUGUAUGUAUGGAUUGUGGGAGGAAGCAGCAUCAAAUAUGUGUGCUCCACCAUGACUCAAUAUGGCCCCAGGGCUUCUGCUGUGAUAAUUGUUUGAAGAAGAAAGCGGCUAAACGGAAAGAGAACAAAUUUUCUGCUAAAAAACUUCCUACUUCCAAACUUGGCAUUUAUAUUGAAACAAGAGUCAAUAAUUUCCUUAAGAAAAAAGAGGCUGGCGCUGGUGAAGUGCAUAUCAGGGUGGUCGCAUCAUCAGAUAAGAUGGUGGAAGUGAAACCAGGCAUGAGAUCGAGGUUCGUAGAAUCUGGAGAAUUGUGCUCCGAGUUCCCGUAUCGGGCUAAAGCGUUGUUUGCAUUUGAAGAGAUUGAUGGAACAGAUAUUUGUUUCUUUGGCAUGCACGUGCAGGAGUAUGGCAGUGAAAGUCCGACACCGAACACGAGGCGUGUUUACAUAGCAUAUCUAGACUCUGUACAUUUCUUCCAACCUAGGCAGUACAGAACUGCCGUCUAUCACGAGAUUUUAUUAGGAUAUUUAGAUUACGCCAAGCAACUGGGCUACACGAUGGCUCAUAUCUGGGCGUGUCCACCCUCAGAAGGGGACGAUUAUAUCUUCCACUGCCAUCCACCCGAACAAAAAAUUCCUAAACCUAAAAGGUUACAAGAGUGGUAUAAGAAAAUGUUAGAUAAGGGAAUUAUAGAGAGAAUAAUAUUAGAUUAUAAAGACAUACUCAAGCAAGCUAUGGAGGACAAUAUCUCGUCUGCGGCGGAGCUACCUUACUUCGAAGGAGACUUCUGGCCCAACGUCCUUGAGGAGUCCAUCAAGGAGUUGGAUCAGGAGGAAGAAGAGAAGAGAAAGCAAGCUGAAGCCGCCGAGGCAGUGAUAUUCCAGUCCUCUGAGGAGAAUGAGCAAGGUCCUGAUGGCAAGAAAAAGGGUCAGAAGAAGGCGAAGAAGUCGAACAAGUCAAAAGCUGCGCAGCGUAAGAAUAGCAAGAAGCAAAGCGACCAGCAGCAAGGCAGUGAUCUCAGUGCAAAGAUAUUUGCCACCAUGGAGAAACACAAGGAGGUGUUCUUCGUUAUUAGGCUACAUUCCGCACAAUCUGCUGCCAGUUUAGCGCCUAUUCAAGACCCUGACCCAUUGAUCAACUGCGAUCUGAUGGACGGGCGCGACGCGUUCCUAACGAUGGCUCGUGACCGACACUACGAGUUCUCGUCAACGCGGCGUGCGCGUUUCUCCACCCUGUGCAUGCUCUACGAACUACACAACCAGGGCACGGACAAGUUUGUCUACACCUGCAACAGCUGCAAGUCGCACGUCGAGACGCGCUACCACUGCACCGUCUGCGACGACUUCGACCUCUGCGUGCCUUGCCACGAGAAGGAAGGCCAUCCGCACAAGAUGGAGAAACUGGGUCUCGACAUAGACGUGGGCUCGUCCCCGGGCGACAUGAAGCAGGCCAACCCGCAGGAGGCGCGCAAGCUGUCCAUCCAGCGCUGCAUUCAGUCGCUGGUGCAUGCCUGCCAGUGUCGCGACGCCAACUGCAGACUGCCGUCCUGUCAGAAGAUGAAGCGUGUCGUAACGCACACCAAGAUUUGCCGCCGCAAGACCAAGGGCGACUGCCCUAUCUGCAAGCAGCUUAUCGCGCUGUGCUGUUACCACGCCAAGCACUGCCAGGAGACCAAGUGUUCUGUACCUUUCUGCAGCUCUAUCAAACAAAAACUGAAGCAGCAACAGGUGCAACAGCGAGUACAGCAGGCUAAGCUACUGCGCAGGCGCAUGGCUGCCAUGAACACGCGCGGCGCUGCGCCUCCGUCCCCGCCCCCUGCCGCGUCGCUGGCCUCGCCCCCGCCUUCUAAACCCGCCACACACGCCUUACCUCACAAUGUGCAGAAGGCUUUGCAGCAGGUUCAGGAGGAGGCGGCGCGACAACAAGCGCCGUCUUACGGGAAGCAAGCAGCGAUGGGGCCCCCGGCGGGGGCAGUCGGCGGAGUGGGUGGAGUCGGCGGGGUGAACGUGGGCGGCGUGGGUGGCGUGGGCGGCGUGGGCGCGCGCGGCGAGUGGGCGGCGCGGUACCGGGCGCCGCCGCCGCUGCACCACCCGGCGCACGCGCCGCACCACGCGCGCCUGCAGCACCACCCGCAGCCGCAGCACCACCCGCACCCGCACCCGCCGCAGCAGCUACAGCAAAGGGCGCCGGCGCCCACUCAGCAAGCAAGUCAACCGCAAGUUCAUCAGAAGGCAUUACAACAGUUAAUGGCUACCUUGAGGUCGCCGACCAGCCACAACCAGCAACAAGAGAUACUGCAGAUUCUCAAGUCCAACCCACCCCUCAUGGCCGCCUUCAUCAAACAAAGACAGAAUGCCCAAAAUCAACAACAGGCGGCAGGCGGCGUUGGGGGGGUCGGCCCUGUAGGUGGGGUCAGUGGUGUGGGUGGUGUCUGUGGCGUGGGCGGCGUGGGAGGCGUGGGAGGCGUGGGCGGCGUGGGCCUGCCACAGCAACAACCACAGCUACAGCACAUGAUGCAGCCGCAGCAACAGCAACGGUUGCAGCAGAUGCAUCAGAUGAUUCCGCAGCAGUCUCAGGUUGGGGGAGUGACUGGCGUCGGCGGUGUGUCAGGAGUCGGUUUGAGUGGUGUCGGCGCCGGCGGCGCUGGGGUCGGGGUCGCGGGGGGCAUGGCGCAUGGCGGCGCCGGCUGGUUCAAGGGGGGUGUCGGCGGCGUCGCCGGGGUCGGCGGCGUCGGCGGCAACAUGAUGGCCAUGCGCGGUGCUUACGGCGGCGCAGGUGGCGUGGCGGGCGUGGGCGCGCGCAUGAGCGCGGUGGGCGCGCGGUAUGCCUUCGGCGGCGGCGGCGGCGUGGGCGUGGGCGCCACGCGGUCCCCGCCGGCCACGCCGUCCCCGCGGCCGCCCACGCCGAGCGAGCUGCUCCUGCUGCGCCAGUCGCCGGCGCCGGUGGCUCCGCUGGCGCCGCCGGAGGAGCAGUUGCCGCCGAUGACGCCGCAGGACCAGCUCACGAAGUUCGUGGAGCAGUUGUAGUGUACAUAGUGAGGCGCGCGGCCCUGUACAUAUAGGCUAGCGGCCGCGCCGCACGAGUGUAACCCCUCCCCCUCGCUCGUCCCCUCCCCGCCCUAUUUAUUGAUCGAGUUGUCGUUAGCGACGCGAGGGACGUAAAUUAAGUAUUACGAUGACCGAAACGAGCGCUCAAUGUACAAAAUGUAAAUAUGAGAGGAGUACGUCCUGUCCGCUUCUGCGUAACGUAAGUUGUUUGUAGUGUAGGUACAUUAUGAUACUUAUUCUGUUUAUUGUAAUUAAAUCAUUUUAUAAUAUAAUUAUGUGAUCAUUAUAAAAAGUUGUUUCUAUUCCCCUACAUAAAUU
Messenger RNA from Spodoptera littoralis (African cotton leafworm), 7736 nucleotides. The record is from the annotation of a GenBank genome assembly. Lineage: Eukaryota; Metazoa; Arthropoda; Insecta; Lepidoptera; Noctuidae.